GUGAUACGAGAAUGUCCUUAAAUUGAAGUCCCAAGUGAACGCUUAUUCUGGUGGCAAAAUACCCUCCGUCUCCAUCAACGUGAUAAUAGCGCCGUUGCUGAAACCCUAGUUCUUCUAAAACAAUAGAGAGGAUGGCCGGAGGCAACCAUCACAAGGGCUCAUCCCAUAAGCCUUCUUCUUCUUCAUCUCAUCGGAAAUCCCGGUGGGAGUCUGGCAAUAAUACUCCUGCCGACGAAAAACCCUCCGCCGGCAGCGAUUCCAAGCCACCACCCAAAUCCUCCUCAAACCCUAAAGCCAACCCAACCUCCAAACCUGGUCCCUCCCCUAGCCCCAGCCAACCCAAGCCGCCAGCCGAUCCGGUUCCUCACCCAGGAUUCGGCCCGACGUCUUCCGGAUCUCCGUUCCGUUUCCCGUUCCCGGACGGUCUAGGGCCACCACCACCACCAGCAUAUGGGUUUCACAUGCUCGAACGAAGGACCGUCGCCCUCGCUGACGGUAGCGUCAGAUCUUACUUCGCUCUGCCGCCCGAUUAUCAAGACUUCACUCCUCCGACACGGCCGAUGGACCCUUCCGGUCGAAUGUUGCCUCACGGUCAGGAGUUAGGGUUCGAUAAGCGAUUUCCUCCUGCUGGGCCGAUGAGUCCCGAAUUCCGCGAUCGUGAGCGCGAGGAUCUAUUCAUGCGCGCUCGAAACCAAGAUUAUUGGAAUUCUCUCGGCCCUGAAAAUUUGCUAAAGAGGAAGUUUGGAGAGGAGGGUGAAAGGGGUCGGAGAGAAGAGAGGGAAGCAAAGGACGAUUUUGUGAGACAACGGCAGCAGCUUUUGCAGUAUGGGAAUGCAGGCUUGAAUCCGAGUGGGUUUCCUGGCGAAAGGGGUGAUUUUAUGGCGGGAACAAGUAGGGACUUGGCAGAUAUGGCUAGGGGUGACGAAUUGAGAGCAGCGAAGUCUAUGAGAAUUGGUGGUGAUUAUGACAGUUUUCGCAGGCAAGGUGGUGUUGGUGGUGACAACGUGGGUCUGAAGCAUAGUGCGGUUGAUCAGGGUGCCUUGAAGAAGGCAUUUUUGCAUUUUGCGAAGUUGGUUAAUGAGAGUGCGAAUCAGAGGCGGAACUACUUGGAGGAUGGAAAGCUGGGACCUCUUCAAUGUGUUGCCUGCGGCAGGUUUGAUAAAAUUGGGUCUUCUAAAGAUUUUCGAGAUAUGCAUGAUCUUAUCAUGCACACUUACUACUCUGAUAGUGUUGACAUGCGUGCGGAUCACUUGGGCUUACACAAAGCAUUAUGUGUUCUGAUGGGCUGGAACUAUUCAAAGCCUCCUGACAACUCAAAGGCAUAUCAGUUAUUAUCUUCUGAUGAAGCAGCAGCUAACCUGGACGAUCUGAUUUUAUGGCCGCCUGUGGUGGUCAUUCAUAAUACAAUUACAGGAAAGGGUAGAGAGGGGCGCAUGGAGGGGUUGGGGAACAAGGCAAUGGAUAUUAAACUUAGAGGGUUAUAAUUUAGCUGGGUACAAAGCUUAGCAAGAAAUGGAGUACAAUGAAAUAUCAAUGAAGGCUUACCAAAUUGUAAUUAUUAUUUUUUUAUUUUAAUAUCUUCAGUCGUUAAUGUUGAUGUUAUUUGUGGGCUGCUUUUUUGAGCUAUUGUGUAAUCUUAUCGCCUCCUUACAUAUUUCAAUUUAUAUUUUUUUAUACAUUUUCAGAAUUUCGUUUCAUAAAAAUUCGAUACUCUUUUAUCAUAAAUUUGGCCAUAUAAUAUUUUUAGAACUUUAGCUCGAAGCAAAGCUAGUUUAAAGAUUGGAAGCAGGUUGUUGGAUCAAAUUAACAAGGCCGAUUUCCAAAAACCAAAAUUGUAAUAAAUGGACUGAGUUUUUGUAAUUUAUGCCAUUUUCUUUUCUUGUAUUUGUUGCAAGUAUACUAAUUUGAUACAAAUACGCUCGACUCACUACUUACCCCAAAAAAAAAAAAACUAAGUGACGGAGAGAAACUUAUGAUCAUUCUUUGAGCAGUGAUAGGAAAAGAAAUGUUUUUUUAGUUAAAUAGGAAAAGAAAUGUUAAACUAUAGGAAAUCAUAUUUGGCAAGAAAUUUUUUUCAUAACAAAUCACAAAAUUUUUAGGGCCUGCGAUGUGUUUUAAGUCGUUUUGUUACAGUGGUGUUUUGGAUAAAAAUUAGAAUCAUGUUAUGAUAACAAAAAUUUGUUUUAGUUUUUCCGUUAUAAUAUCAAAAUGCACGAUAUCAUUAAUUAAUAUGAAUUUUAAGUCCAAAAAAAAGAAAAAAAAAAUUAUAAAAUAUUCCAAACAAAUAUGUCUCAAAUAUGAUAUGGGUUUAAAUUUAAAUAUUAAUUUUAAAAAAACAAUAUAAUAAAUUUUUAGGUUAAUUUUAUUGAUAUCUCUUACUAAAUAUCACUCUUAAAUAUAUUU
Molecule: messenger RNA, 2403 nt
Organism: Cornus florida
Lineage: Eukaryota; Viridiplantae; Streptophyta; Magnoliopsida; Cornales; Cornaceae
Exons: 3
Coding region: 132-1484 (450 amino acids)
Biological process (GO): regulatory ncRNA-mediated gene silencing
Source: RefSeq, a predicted model, not a curated record